AUGUAUUCAAAUGAAAUAAAAAUAAAACUGCUGAUGUCGUCGUCGUCCCAAAUCGUUCCUUAUCGUAGCUUGUAUCGUAUCUCGUUAAGAAAGAGAAAAAGGCAUAAAUUUAGCUUUACCCUGGAAAUGAAGGCAGCAAGCAAGGAUGGAUUCUACCUGAAAUUUUUCGUAAUCUCCAUCGUUUGGCUUUACAUUUGGAGAAUAUCAAAUAAUAAGGCGACAUUAGAAAAAUCAUUUCACUUGAAUAUUCAUGGUAAAAUGUUCUUGAAUCGUGAAAGUAUCGUCAUUGUUUCAGGUAAAGCUUUCGUCCCUGGGGUGAUUGUAAGGGAUGUCAAGUUUGUGUUGGAAGUGAUGAAGGUGAAGGAAUUCUUUGUGUUCUUUAAAGGAUUCAACUCAGCAUAUGUCAUGUUCAUGUGCUUUCAAAAAGAGCUUAAAUGCACUUGGAAGACACCAAAAGGAGAAGAUUUCAAGUCCUUUCAAGCAUAA
This is a messenger RNA of Clunio marinus, 486 nucleotides long. Lineage: Eukaryota; Metazoa; Arthropoda; Insecta; Diptera; Chironomidae. The record is from the annotation of a GenBank genome assembly.